AAUAGGUAGCAAUGAGACGGUGAAACUGGCAGCUAUUCAUAGCCUUGCUAGCGAUCCAGCGGAGUUCAUCCCUCUUCGAUACGCCGCAUGUCAGGCUCAAAAAAGAUGGCUGCUUUAGCCGUAGACCUAGAAGAUGUAGAAGUGGUGAGUCUGGAUGGUUCUGAUGCCUCUCCCCUUUCCUCCCAGAACGGUCUGAACGCCCUGCAUCUGGCUGCCAAGGAGGGCCAUGUGGAUCUGGUCCAGGAGCUUCUAGACCGAGGGGCGGCCGUGGAUUCCUCCACUAAGAAAGGGAACACAGCCCUCCACAUUUCCUCCCUUGCUGGUCAGGCUGAGGUGGUGAAGAUCUUGACCAAAAGAGGAGCUGACAUCAACUCGCAGUCUCAGAAUGGAUUCACUCCUCUGUACAUGGCGGCUCAGGAGAAUCACCUGGACGUGGUUCGCUACCUGCUGGAGAACGGAGGCAACCAGAGCAUUGCUACAGAGGAUGGCUUCACCCCGCUGGCCAUCGCCCUCCAGCAGGGACACAACCAGGUGGUCUCCAUCUUACUGGAGAAUGACACCAAAGGGAAAGUCCGCCUGCCCGCCCUGCACAUCGCCGCACGCAAAGACGACACCAAGUCGGCCGCGCUGCUCCUUCAGAACGACCACAACGCAGACGUCCAGUCCAAGCAAUGUCCCGUGCAUGGAGCGUGUCACUGUCUGCAGAUGAUGGUCAAUAGGACUACUGAGAACGGCAAGAGCGGGUUCACGCCGCUGCACAUCGCCGCUCACUACGGGAACGUCAACGUGGCCACGCUCCUGCUGAACCGCGGCGCCGCCGUAGACUUCACCGCCAGGAACGGAAUCACUCCCCUACAUGUGGCGUCUAAGCGCGGUAACACCAACAUGGUGCGCCUGCUGCUGGACCGAGGCUCUCAGAUUGAUGCUAAAACCCGGGACGGGCUGACUCCGCUUCACUGUGCGGCUCGGAGCGGACAUGAGACGGCGGUGGAGCUGCUGCUGGAGAGAGGAGCGCCUCUACUGGCCAGAACCAAGAAUGGGCUGUCCCCGCUGCACAUGGCGGCGCAGGGCGACCACAUGGAAUGCGUCAAACACCUGCUGCAGCACAAGGCUCCGGUGGAUGACGUCACUCUGGACUACCUGACGGCGCUGCAUGUGGCGGCUCACUGUGGCCAUUACAGGGUCACCAAACUGCUGCUGGACAAGCGGGCCAACCCCAACGCCCGCGCUCUGAACGGCUUCACUCCGCUGCACAUCGCCUGCAAGAAGAACCGCGUCAAAGUGAUGGAGCUGCUGGUGAAAUACGGAGCGUCCAUCCAGGCCAUCACUGAGUCUGGUCUGACCCCCAUCCACGUGGCGGCCUUCAUGGGUCACCUGAACAUCGUCCUCCUGCUGCUGCAGAACGGCGCCUCGGCCGACGUCAGCAACAUACGAGGAGAGACGGCGCUGCACAUGGCAGCCAGGGCCGGGCAGGUGGAGGUGGUCCGAUGUCUGCUCAGGAACGGAGCCAUGGUGGAUGCUCGGGCCCGGGAGGACCAGACCCCUCUGCAUAUCGCCUCCCGUCUGGGAAAAACGGAGAUCGUUCAGCUGCUGCUGCAGCACAUGGCCCAUCCUGAUGCUGCCACCACCAACGGUUACACGCCGCUACACAUCUCUGCCCGGGAGGGGCAGGUGGAGACCGCCUCCGUGCUGCUGGAGGCUGGGGCAUCACACUCUCUGGCUACAAAGAAAGGGUUCACCCCCCUGCAUGUCGCUGCCAAGUAUGGGAACCUGGAUGUAGCCCAGCUGCUGCUGCAGCGCUGCGCGCCUCCUGACUCUGCUGGGAAGAACGGCCUCACUCCUCUCCACGUUGCAGCUCACUACGACAACCAAAAGGUGGCGCUGCUGCUUUUGGACAGAGGAGCUUCUCCCCACACUAUGGCCAAGAAUGGCUACACUCCUCUGCACAUCGCGGCUAAGAAGAACCAGAUGGACAUCGCCACGGUGCUGCUGCAGUACGGAGCAGAGACCAACAUUCUGACCAAGCAGGGGGUGACUCCGCUCCACCUGGCCUCCCAGGAGGGUCACGCAGACAUGGCAGUCCUGCUGAUCACCAAGGGAGCCCAGAUCAACGUCCCCACCAAGAGCGGCCUCACGGCCCUCCAUCUGGCAGCCCAAGAAGACAGAGUGUCUGUGGCCGAGAUCCUCGCCAAGAACGGCGCCAACCUGGACCACCAGACUAAGCUGGGCUACACGCCUCUAAUCGUAGCGUGUCACUACGGCAAUGCCAAGAUGGUGAACUUCCUUCUUCAAAACGGAGCCAGCGUCAAUGCAAAGACCAAGAGCGGAUACACUCCUUUACAUCAAGCUGCCCAGCAAGGAAACACACACAUCAUCAAUGUCCUGCUGCAGUACGGUGCCAAACCUAAUGCCAUCACUGUGAAUGGUAACACUGCUCUGGGUAUCGCAAGGAGGCUAGGCUACAUAUCGGUGGUGGACACGCUGCGGGUCGUCACUGAGGAGAUCAUUACCACGACUACGACGGUGACGGAGAAACACAAGCUGAAUGUUCCUGAGACCAUGACUGAAGUCCUGGACGUGUCGGAUGAGGAAGGUGAUGACAUCAUGACGGGGGACGGGGGAGAGUACCUGAGACCCGAGGACCUCAGGGAGCUGGGAGACGAUUCGCUGCCAGGACAGUACCUGGAUGGAAUGAACUACCUGCGCUUCAGCCUGGAGGGGCCCCGCACCGACAGUUCUGACAGGUCCUUCACUCCCACCCAUCAUGGCUUCUACUCUCCGAGACACGAAGGCGGCGAGACGUUCCAGGCCCAGCAGGUCUCAUCGCUGGCCAGAGACAAUGAGAGGGACUCCUACAGACUGAGCUGGGGAACAGAGAACCUGGACAACGUGGCUCUGUCCUCCAGCCCCAUCCACUCAGGCCGUUCCUCUCCGUGUCCUGAUCAUGGAGACCACAGCAGCUUCCUGGUCAGCUUCAUGGUGGACGCCAGGGGCGGAGCCAUGCGCGGCUGCAGACACAACGGCCUCCGCAUCAUCAUUCCGCCCAAGAAGUGCAGCGCCCCGACGCGGGUGACCUGCCGGCUGGUGAAGAGGCACCGUCUGGCCACCAUGCCCCCCAUGGUGGAGGGCGAGGGUCUGGCCAGCAGGCUGAUCGAGGUGGGCCCGUCUGGGGCCCAGUUUCUGGGUAAACUCCACCUCCCCGCCGCGCCUCCGCCUUUAAAUGAGGGAGAGAGUUUGGUUAGCAGAAUCCUCCAGCUUGGUCCGCCGGGGACCAAAUUCCUUGGCCCUGUGAUUGUUGAAAUCCCUCACUUCGCCUCGCUCCGAGGGAAGGAGCGGGAGCUGGUGAUCCUCAGGAGUGAGACCGGGGAGAGCUGGAAGGAGCAUCAGUGUGAAUCUACUCCAGAGGAGCUCAACCAGAUCCUGAACGGCAUGGAUGAAGAACUGGACCCACCAGAGGAGCUGGAGAGGAGACGCAUUUGUAGGAUCAUUACCAGAGACGUCCCCCAAUACUUUGCAGUCGUUUCACGCAUCAAGCAGGACAGUCAUUUCAUUGGUCCAGAGGGAGGCAUCCUGAGCAGCACCGUGGUGCCUCAAGUGCAGGCGGUGUUUCCGGAGGGGGCGCUCACCAAGAGGAUUAGAGUUGGUCUGCAGACCCAGCCAGUGAAUGUUGACGUAGUGAGGAAGAUCCUUGGAAACAAGGCCACCUUCAGUCCCAUAGUCACCCUGGAGCCUCGCAGGAGGAAGUUCCACAAACCCAUUACCAUGACCAUCCCGGUCCCCAAGAGCAGCACCGACCCAAACCUCAAUGGCUUUGGAGGGGACACACCCUCUCUGCGGCUGCUCUGCAGCAUCACCGGAGGAACGACGCCUGCUCAGUGGGAGGACAUCACAGGAACCACACCAUUAACGUUUAUCAAUGACUGCGUCUCCUUCACCACCAAUGUCUCUGCAAGGUUCUGGCUCAUAGACUGUAGGCAAGUCCACGAGUCUGUCAACUUCUCCACUCAGGUGUAUCGAGAGAUCAUCUGUGUUCCCUACAUGGCCAAGUUUGUGAUCUUUGCCAAGAGCCAUGACCCGAUCGAGGCCCGAUUACGCUGCUUCUGUAUGACUGAUGACAAGAUCGAUAAAACCCUGGAGCAGCAGGAGAACUUCACCGAGGUGGCCCGGAGCAGAGACGUAGAGGUUCUGGAAGGGAAACCGAUCCACGCAGACUGCUUUGGAAACCUUGUUCCACUCACCAAGAGCGGCCAACACCACCUGUUCAGCUUUUACGCCUUUAAAGAGAACAGGCUGGCGCUCUUUAUCAAGAUCCGAGAUAACACCCAGGAGCCGUGUGGCCGACUGUCGUUCAUGAAGGAGCCCAGGAACUACAGGUCACUUCAGCAUAACGCCAUAUGCAACCUCAACAUCACGCUUCCAUCGUACAGCAAAGACUCAGAUUCCGACCAGGAACAGGAAGAUGAGAACGGCAGAAACCUUCACAGAUAUGAAGAGACGGAUUCAUCAGUCCUGAAAUCUGAGCUGAUUCGAGAACCGGAUCUUCUGUCCGAUGUGUCAGAGAUGAAACAGGAUUUGAUUAAAAUGACUGCCAUAUUGACUGCAGACUCCACAGAGAAAUCCCCGUCUUUAGGGAGGUGUGGUCUAGAGAAGGGGACAGAGGAAGUGUCUGGAGAACCGUUAGAGAUAAUGGAAAAGGACCUUGAAAAAGUCAAGGAGGACCUUGAGAAAGUCAGUGAGAUACUGAGAAGUGGGACAUAUCAGAGCGAGGGGGCAGAAGAGGCCACUAAAGCAGCCAGAAUGGCUGAGGAGUGGGUUCUCCUCUCAGACUCAGAGACAGAAGAGGCCAAAAAAAUGGCUGCCCUAGAAGUUCAAGAGCCUAUCUUACGUGAAAGUAGGGCUAAGAGAGGCGCUCCCCGACCAAAAGCCAUAAAGGGCAGCGGUGACCUUAAAGAAUAUCUCCUAGAUGCAUCUGCAAGUUCCAAAGUAAAGACUAAAAAAGAGACGGCUAGCACAGAAAAAUUCACUGAUAUCGUUCUGCGGAAAAGUUCGAAACCAACAGCUCAAGCCAAAUCCCAUGAAAGCAGCACAACUGGUGGUGUUAAAAAACCAGUGAGAAAGAAGGAAAAAGACGAAGAGCAGCCAGAGGGAUCCUCGGAGCCAGGGGCUCUUCUUAGCGUGCCAUCAGCUCCCGCUCCACCAUCACCUGUAUCCCCAGUGAUUGAAGAAACUCCCAUUGGAUCCAUAAAGGACAAAGUGAAAGCCUUACAACAAAAAGUGGAGGCUGAGCAAAAGAGCAAAAAAGCCACUGGUAGCAAGCCCUCCCAUUUGCCUGUUAUGACUAAAUCCCCACUAAAAACCAAAGAAACAACUAAAACCAAACACCCUCUUCCUAAAUCCCCUAAAGCUGACUCAGAAAAAAUCGAGGAGACAAUGUCAGUCAAAGAGCUAAUGCAAGCCUUCCGGACAGGACAAGAUCCCUCAAAGCGAAAGUCUGGGUUGUUUGAGCUUAAAACAUCCAAAACUCCACAAGCUGAAGCAGUCCAGUCAAAGUCUGUGACCAAAGCAAUGGCUUCUAAAGGUCAAGACGUGUCGUCAGACCCCAGAAAUGCAAACAAAGAUAUAGAAAUCAAACCCAGCGCUCCUUCUGAACUAACUGAAACUGUAGACUUUGGAAAUGGUGGCCUUGAUGAUAGCUCUGACAGCUGCAAACAUGAAGGCGUGGCAGAAUCCCUUAGUGCCAGCUCUGGAGAUGGAACCCAUCAUCUUAGCUCAGAGGACAGUUACAAACACGAAGGACUGGCAAGUCCAGGCACAAGCCCUGAGAGCCUUUCUGGACAACAGCCUUCUACAGCCACGGCUUCAGCUUCCACUGAGGUUAGAAAAGACAAAGAGAAGUCUGGAGACUCGGGUGUAGGGACCUCUGGUGACCAAGUCUCCAUAGAACUGACACUACCCAUCUCUUCCAGCGAGGCUGCAGAUGACCACACAAGUGAGUCAAUAUCUGUUAGAAGGACUGAGUCUAAACCACCUAAACCUCAAAAACUUACAAAGAGAGUUUCAGAAACCAUAGAAACUUUUCUUAGUGAUGAUGAUAGCCCUGAUGAUCAGGUAGCAUUGUCGUUAGUUGGUUCUCCAGUCUCUAGAUCCCCAUCUAAGCAUCAUGAAACAUUUAACCUGCCUUUAAGGCAAGACUCUGAUGCCCUCAGCCCAUUAGCCGAUGACUCUUUGACAAUAAGCAACAGAGACUCUCUCGAGGGUAGUCCUCUGAUGGAAGACAAUUCUUCCCAUAAAUCCCCAGACUCCAUUGAGCCCAGUCCAACCAGAGAAUCCCCCCCUCGCGAUUCCUUGGAGAGCAGUCCUGUAGAGCAAAAGAGCCACCCAUCCUUCCCACCAACAUCCAGUCCUAAGAACUCCUCUAGCCACACACCACCCUGUAAGGGCAAAGACCUCCCCCAUGAGGCUUUCCAUGGUAGGCAGCUUCGAGACCCUGAAGCUUACGCUGAUGAUGACAGUUGUGAGCAGACAUCUCAGAUGACGAGUUCGGCUGUUAUUCCUGAAGACCCAGAAGACCAGGAGGCAACAGACAACCUUGAAGCUAAAGGAAAGAUCACUCCAGAGAAGGACAUGUUUAAGAUGGCAGCAAAAAUAAAAACCUUUAAUGAAAUGGAACAAGACACAAAGGGCAAAAGGAAGUCUAGCGAUUAUCUGUAUUCCUCAACAGAGGACAAGAUAGGGGAUAACAGCUGUGAAAGAUUAAAGCCCAGCGGCGAGAAGCUUUGGCAGAUUGAAAGUCCACUCAAUAGGCGCACAGGAGAGUCAAAGUUAGCUGUUUUGAUUGGUUCAGAUAUUAAAGUACAACCUCCCUCUCCUUUUUCAGCAGGUAUGCAUGAUGGAACCCAGAGCAAAGAGUUCAAGAGUACAUCAGCCACUGUCACAGCAGAGGGACCUCACUCUGUCUCAGACCAGCAUCAUUCAAAAUCCAUAAGUCCAUGGGGGGACGUCCCUUCAUCUGCUGAAGCCCUUAAACAUGUUUCUGACAAAACAUCAUUAACUUCAAGCAUUGAAAACAGGACAGACGAGCAAAAACACGAGAGCUUGAAGAUGUCAAGGGAGCAUAAAGAUGAUAAUAGCAGUCAGAAGUUAGCUUUAGGCAAGGUACAGACCGGAACACAAAAAACAAGCUGCAAUGUUACAGAUGAAGUGAAAGAAGAUAGAUGGGGUCAUUCCCCCGGAGCUGCUCUCUGUCCAGAAGUUCCCACAAGUCAAACUGAACAAGUGGUCAUUGCCCAUAAUGAUGCAGAAGGAGGCAAAAAAGCAUCAAAUCUUCCUAGAACUGAAUCAAAGGGAGUCACUGCAAGAGUAGACGCCGAGUCAUGGUCUGCCAUGCGAGAGGAUGAUGCCACAUUUGAGGCCCGUGUAAAAGAAGAAGAACAGAAGAUCCUGAAUCUGGUGGUGGACCGUCAGUCUCAAGGAACUCCAGACACCACGCCUGGUAGAACACCAACAGAAGAGAGCACUCCUACCAGUGAGCCCAAUCCCUUCCUGUUCCAGGAAGGGAAGCUCUUUGAGAUGACCCGCAGUGGGGCCAUAGAUAUGACCAAGAGAAGCUAUGAGGAGGAGGGGGCUGGCUUCGCUUUUUUUCACAUAGGAGACCAGGCUUUAGAGGAACCUACCUUAGAGGAGCCCAAGCAAGAAGAUAGAUCAGCAGUAGGUCUCAACUUAACACUAGAGCUUAAGACUGAGGAAGAUAUGGCAUCAGCUGAUGCGCAGGUGUGUCCCCCACCUGAAGGGGAUCAGUCAGGCUGUAGAGCCUAUGCUUCCAAGUCUAAAAUCCCUAAAAUGGGCAUUUCAGCUUCAACCAAAGCUUCUAGGAAAGAUCUGCUCUCCCCUGAACCUCUCGAGUCUAAAAAUGAGAAAACUGUAGAUGAAGGGUCACUAGAUUUAGAAACGAUCUCAAAUGAACAGCCUAUAACGAAUGUAGAGACUGCAGAAACUACUGUGACUAGAUCUGUUUAUUCCGAGCAAGGCCAGGAGUCUUCUGACUCCUCCCCAGAGGAGACAAAGUCAGUGGUUGAAGCCCCCAAAACAGCAGGCAAGCAGGCAAUUAAAGGGGCUUCCCAUAACGGUAAGAAGAAUCAAAGCACAGCCAAAGCUAAGUCUGUUCCUCAGGAUCAGGCCAAAUCUGCGAUUCCUUCACCAUGUCAUGGAACAGCCCCUUCAGCAGCUCAUAGAAAAAAUACCUCCUCCCCCUCAGAAGCUAAAUCCAGGAUUCCUGUCAAGGCUAGCCUUGUCAAGUCUGACUCUAAGCGUGGGGAAUCCUCUCAGGACAAAAAGCUAAAGGUUCCUGUAAAAAAAGGUACAAGGAGAAAAUCUGAGACAGAUGCCGGUCCUUCUGUGGACAUGAAAACAAAGACUCAAUCUUCCAAAGCCAAGAGCUUCUGUGAGGGGGAGUCUACAAGAUCCUCUGCUAAAAAGGAUCAGGGUUGUCCCACGAGUGUCGAGUCUGGAAGAUCUAAGGGUUUCCAGUCCAGGCUGCCCGUCCGUGGUAAAACCACCCCGUCUCCUCAAGCAACCACAGCCGGCAAAGACAAAAGCAGAUCUCAGAAACAGUCUGCAGAGUUCUUUGAAGAAAUCAGUGAGGAAGCAGCAAAAGUAGUGGCAAGACUGGCAGAGGAAGAGACUGCGAUGGCUCUCUCAGACGAUGACAGCGGUCUUAUUGAUCCGUCGAUAAUUGAAAAAGAGCCAUUUCCAGACCUGCAGUUCCCACCUUCAGGAGACGUCUUUCCCAUUAGACCACUGUGGGACGACCCAGUUGAGACACAGAUGCAGCGAAUUCCAGAUGAUAGAGUCCAAAGUCAAGUAGAUCCACAGGAUGAAGCAGAAAGACGUGAGCAUUGGUUGGCCGUCAUAGCCGACCACCUGGGCUUCAGUUGGACAGAGUUAGCACGAGAACUGAACUUUAGCGAGGAGAAGAUCCACAUGAUACGGACUGAAAACCCCAACUCUCUGCAAGACCAAAGCCGCGCCCUCUUGAACCUUUGGACUGAGAGAGACGGACAGAGUGCCACAGCAGAAGCAGCACUUCUAAAGAAGCUGACCAAAAUCAACCGGAUGGACAUUGUUCAUCUGAUGGAGCCCAAGAUGAACCGUUCAGAGGAAGAGGAGACGUCUUCACACACGUACGCAGAGAUCGAAGAGACCAUCGCUCUGGACCACAGUGAAGGUUUCUCUGCCCUUCAUGAAGACAUCGACAGUCCAAGGCCAGGCAGACGCAGGGAAGCCACUGGAAGAAGCCUGCUUUUAGGACAGGAAGUGCCCAUGGUGUCAGCAGAGGAGCUGUCCACCAGUCUGUCAUCGCUUCUCGACACAUCAGGGCGGCCUGAGGCGGCUCCCACAGCUACAGAACUCCUACAGAAAGCCUCCAAACGGCAAACAGAGGAGCUGGAAUCAACAAACUCGUCGGAGAGAUCCUACCAGGAGGUCCCUGAGCCGCUAACCAUGGGCAGCUACAAGCAAGAGAUAGCCGAGGAGCUAGGAGCGCUGUCCUCUGAUAGCUCAGAGGAGGAGGUGCUGACCACCAGGGUGGUCCGACGCAGAAUCAUCAUCCAGGCCGACAUCCUGCCAGACGUCCCCCCUCAGACGGUGACGGAGGAGAAGUUCACUGAUGAAGACGGCAACAUGGUGGUGAAGAAGAUCACACGGAGGGUGAUCCGGCAGUUUGUGUCUCCAGACUCAGAGACGCAGCAGGUGGAGGACUCUCAGCAGGAAGCGACCCGGAUAGAGGAAGGAGACGCUGUGUCCAGGGUGGUGAAGAGGACGGUGGUCCACAGCGCCGGAGAGCAGACAGAGGUGCUGCCUCCCUCACCCCGUCCAUCCUGUCCCUCACCCCCGUCCAUCCUGUCUCUCACCCCGUCCAUCCUGUCCCUCACCCCGUCCAUCCUGUCCCUCACCCCCGUCCAUCCUGUCCCUCACCCCGUCCAUCCUGUCCCUCACCCCGUCCAUCCUGUCCCUCACCCCGUCCAUCCUGUCCCUCACCCCGUCCAUCCUGUCCCUCACCCCGUCCAUCCUGUCCCUCACCCCGUCCAUCCUGUCCCUCACCCCCAUUCAUCCU
Messenger RNA from Cyprinodon tularosa, 10111 nucleotides. RefSeq names its product ankyrin-2-like. The annotation marks the transcript as partial. Gene Ontology annotation, cellular component: T-tubule. The record is from RefSeq and is a predicted model, not a curated record. Lineage: Eukaryota; Metazoa; Chordata; Actinopteri; Cyprinodontiformes; Cyprinodontidae. The transcript has 48 exons. Gene Ontology annotation, biological process: signal transduction; regulation of cardiac muscle contraction; protein localization to T-tubule. Gene Ontology annotation, molecular function: protein binding.